AUGCUAAUGAAUCUUUGCAAUGGAGUCUAUCAAAACUCGAUCUAUGGAGUUGUAGCGGAUUUUCCGGACAACUAUCCCAACUCGCUAAUUAUUGUGUCUCCUGAUAGCAUAAUGCUCAACGCUCUACUCUACUUCUCCAUUUCUUUGGGAAUUCUCAUUAUUUGUGGACUAUCACUCAUCGUUCUAGUUAAACUGCCAUAUUACCGUUAUGUCACGGAAAUUGGUGAACGUGCUCGUCGAAAUGACCAUGCUGAACGACCCAGUGUAAAACAGUACCUCGAAUGUCUUAGCUAUGUAAGUAGAUGAUU
Strongylus vulgaris is the source of this 308-nucleotide messenger RNA. The record is from the annotation of a GenBank genome assembly. NCBI's taxonomy places the organism in Eukaryota, Metazoa, Nematoda, Chromadorea, Rhabditida, Strongylidae.